UUGGAGGUCCGAUGCAUGAUACUCUUUAUUAACCUCAGUCCUUCUACUUCAAGUUCCUUUCCCCUUCUUACCUGUCUUUCUGGGCAGAUCGAUUGUCGUCCAAGCGCGAAUAGUCGGAGCAGCUCGAUCCGUAACGUCCAUUCCGAUUCAACAUGUGGUCCCUCUUAGCACUCGCCGCGCUGGCCUCAGCACAAUCCAACGAUGAGAGAGUCCUUGGAGUCUACAUGUUCCAUCGACAUGGCGACAGAACACCAAAAGCCCUCGCCCCAACCAACCUCACCUCUCUCGGCUACAACCAAGUCUACUCCUCGGGCGAAUACUUCCGCUCCCGCUACAUCUCCUCUGCCUCUUUCUCAUCAUCCUCCUCAUCAAACAAUUCCACCCUCAUAACCUCCAUCUCCCCCAACAUCGUCUCCUACCAACAAGUCGUCGCCUCCGCCCCCUCCGAUACAGUCCUCCACAACUCCGCCCAAGGUUUCCUCCAAGGCCUGUAUCCACCUGUCGGUUCCUCCCUCGGCACUGAAACUCUCCGCAAUGGUUCGGAAAUCGAAGCACCUAUGAAUGGCUACCAACUCAUUCCGAUCAGUACUCCUUCGGGGUUUGGUUCGGCCGGUGCAGGAAGUGAAGAUGCGGGUUGGUUGCAGAGUACGAGUAACUGCGCUCAGGCGAAGAUUUCUUCGAAUGAGUAUUUUUCUUCGGAGGAGUAUGAGGCUCUGUUGGAGGAGACGAGGGAGUUUUAUGAGGGGUUGAGAGCGGCGGUGGAAGAGGUUGUUGGAGAAGGGAAUGUUGAGAAUGAGGUUGGGGAGUUGAGUUUUAAGAAUGCUUAUACGAUCUACGACCUCCUCUCCCUCUCCCUCGAACAAAACACCACCCUCUCCAACACAAGCACAAUCUCCUCUACCCUCGACACCUCAACUCUCGAACAACUCUCCUCCCUCGCCAACAUCCACGAAUGGAACCUCGCAUACAACACUUCUUCCCCCAUCCGCGCAGUCUCGGGUUCCAUCCUCGCCUCCCAAGCCCUCUCGUUCCUCCAAUCCACCAUCUCCUCCCAAGGCCAGAAGAACCUCCUCGGAAUCCAAUUCGGCGCCUACGCAACUUUCGCUUCAUUCUUCGGUCUCGCUCAAUUGGAGAACGUGAACGAGGAAUUCAAAGGUGUUGUGGGUUUCGCUAGUGCGAUGGUAUGGGAAAUGGUCACCAACUCGUCUUCUGAAGGCUUUCCAAGUUCGGAAGAUGAUAUCUAUAUUCGUUUCCGCUUCCAUAAUGGAACUACGACUUCUGAUGAUGAGCUCCUUACGUACCCGCUUUUUGGUUCGGGAGAAGAUGUUGUGCCUUGGAAUGAGUUUGUUGAGGGGAUGCAGAAGAUUAGUAUUGGGAGUACGGAACAGUGGUGUACGGCUUGCGGGAACUUUACGGGAGAGUGUGCGGCUUAUGGAGGUGAUGCGCAGGGUUCUGCUUCUGCUGCUGGGAGCGGAAGUGGAAACGGGAAUGGAUUGAGUCCGGCUGUGAAUGGAGUCAUUGGAGCGAUGGUGACUCUGGCUGUUGUGUUGGGGUUGGAAGCUUUGGUGCUCGCGCUUGGUGGAUUGAGAGUUGUCAAGAAGAGGGGAGCAGCGCAGGAGAAGGUUGAGGAGGUGAGCGAGGGUGAGAAGGCUUAAGGUGGUAGAAGAGAACUGGAAAUGAUCUGGACUGGAAUGUGAUGAAGUGAUAUGCAUGAGAUUUUCGGGACAGGUAAUGUGAAUAGUGUUAUGACACUUAUGAAAAUGAUGUACAGCUUUGACGAGCUUCUUGCCGAUGUAGUAUGCUGAUGAUUAUGAUUUAUUU
Cercospora beticola is the source of this 1821-nucleotide messenger RNA. RefSeq names its product histidine phosphatase family protein. Lineage: Eukaryota; Fungi; Ascomycota; Dothideomycetes; Mycosphaerellales; Mycosphaerellaceae. Gene Ontology annotation, biological process: dephosphorylation. Gene Ontology annotation, molecular function: phosphatase activity. The record is from RefSeq and is a predicted model, not a curated record.